GGAAGGACCUCUCUGUACUACUUCUCUUUAAACUUCCCUUCUAACUCUUUCUCUCUCUCUCUCUUUCUCUUUCUCUUUCUCUUCUACAUAUUUAUAUUUCUUUCUCUUGAUGUCUCUGUAAUUAUUUCCUUCAUUUGAAGCUUUCAAAACCACCCAACAGCUUAAAAUUUUGAUAGUAUUACUGGGUUAAUCGAUCUAAGAUGGCUCGGGUCAUUGACGACUUUUAAGGCAUUGAAAUUGUUGUAAGAGAUGAGAUAAUCGACGGGGGGGAAUUUGAAUCUGGGGUCUGUUUUCUUGGCUGAUUCUGUAAUUGAUUUUUUUUUUUUUAAUAAAUUCGGAGUUGAAUUUUUGGAGAAGAGACUUUGAGUUUUGAAGAUAAAUACAGAGCGAUUUUAGUUGUUCGUUUGAGGGGUUUCUAAGAGAUUUGUUACCUUUUUUGAAAGUGGAAGAAGAAUUGGACUGAGAAAAAUGCAAGCGAUUAUCGGACUCUGGGAUUCGGAUUUACAUUUCGCUUGUUUUCUGCGGUGAAAUAAGCAGAUUUCUGUUCUUUGGAAGAGCUGAUUCUUGGGGGGGAGGGGGGCAAACCCAGAUCAGAAAUUUCAGGUAGUGUAUAUAUAAUUAAGCAUAUGGAGAAAGAAAAUCUCAGAAUCAAUAGCCAUGGCAAUUUCGUUAGUAAUAAUCUCAACGGGAGGGAUAGAACCAGCGUGGACAGCUCGCUGUUGUUGCGAGCGAGAUCCGAAGCCGCCGUUGUCGCCGUCGCAACGAGACCGCAGCCAACGCCGUCGGAAUUUGUGUUACAAUGGGGAAACCGGAAGCGUCUCCGGUGUAUGAAAGUUCCGGUUAAGGCCAAGGAUGUUUCCGCCGCAGCACCGGCUCACAGAACCACCGUCCGAGUGGACCGGCGAGUCGUUAGAGCCGAUAAAGACUCGAUUAUACAUAACCACCAACCAACUUCUAAUCAUAACCUUAAUCCGAGUAAUGGGUAUUUGAAUCUCCGUCAACGGCCGAUUUCUCCUCAACCGCCAGUUCUACCGCCGCCGCCAGCUCCAUCUCAGCGUAUUCUAAGGAACUCUGAGAUUUCCGGUACGAUGAGAGCCCAAUCCAACGGCGGUGUCAGAGCAAUUACUUCUCCGGACAGGGCAGCGCCGGAGAAAAAACCACCACCGUCUCAUCACGACCACCACCAUAAAUCCGCCGCUACCUCAGACACAAAAAAAGGUGGGUCAUCUUCCGGCAGCGGAGAACCAACUGCACCGCCGCAAGCGCUGCCGGUUUGGCCACCGAAGUUCGUAAUAGCUUUAACGAACAAAGAGAAGGAAGAAGAUUUCAUGGCGAUCAAAGGGUCAAAACUGCCUCAGAGACCUAAAAAACGAGCAAAAAUUAUUCAACGCACCAUCAAUCUGGUGAGUCCGGGGACGUGGCUAUGUGAUUUAACGUUGGAGAGAUACGAAGUAAGGGAGAAGAAAAUUUCUAAAAAGAGACCAAGAGGGCUUAAGGCAAUAGUGAACAUGGAGUCGGAGUCCGAGUGAGGAAAAGAGGAGAGUUUCUGAUCACAUACCAAAUUAAUUUAGAACCACUGUUUUGUUGUGAUUUUGUGGAGAGGAGGGGAAGAAGCUUUUAAUUAUGUGAAUUACAUAAAUAUAAAAUAUAUAUAUAUAUAUAUAAGUUGUAGAUUUUCUCUUGGCUAAUUGAUUUUAUUAGCAUAAUGAAAUUGUAAUUAUUCUAAUUUUUUAGUUCUAAGUUGAUCCUUUUGAUAACGGUUUUCAAGUAGAAAUUACCAAUUCUUAGAUUGAAAAUAGAAAUGAGGGUGGAAGCUACAUUUGUUUAUGGAUUAAAGAGCUUUUUCUUUU
Messenger RNA from Cucumis sativus (cucumber), 1850 nucleotides. RefSeq lists its product as uncharacterized. The transcript has 6 exons. The record is from RefSeq and is a predicted model, not a curated record. The coding region runs from base 627 to 1529 and encodes 300 amino acids. Lineage: Eukaryota; Viridiplantae; Streptophyta; Magnoliopsida; Cucurbitales; Cucurbitaceae.